UUUUUCUUUCCUUUUUUUUUCCCAUUCACUUACAAAUUUACUUUAUCUAUAUACAAUGGUUCUUCGUCUCGGUUCUACUGCUCCUGACUUUGAAGCUCAAACUACCAAGGGUAGUAUCAAGUUCCAUGAUUUCAUUGGUGAUAAGUGGACUAUUCUUUUCUCUCAUCCUGCUGAUUUUACCCCUGUUUGCACCACUGAACUUGGUAUUGUUGCUGCUCUCGAAGAUGAAUGGGAAAAACGUAGUGUACAAGUGAUUGGUUUAUCUGCUAAUGGAUUGGAAGACCAUGCCAAGUGGAUUGAAGAUAUCAAUGAAGUCAACAGUGUAGAACUUAACUUCCCCAUUAUUGCUGAUGCUGAUCGCAAAGUGUCCGAAUUAUAUGACAUGUUGGACCAUCAAGAUGCCACUAAUGUUGAUGCCAAGGGUAUUCCUUUCACUGUUCGUUCCGUAUUUAUCAUUGAUCCUAAGAAGACCAUCCGCCUUAUUUUGACUUAUCCUGCCUCCACUGGUCGUAACUUUGAUGAAAUCUUGCGUGUUGUUGAUUCAUUACAAUUAGGUGAUCAACAUCGUAUUACUACUCCUGGUAACUGGAAGAAGGGUGAUGAUGUGAUUGUUCAUCCUAGUGUUACCACCGAAGAAGCUCAUAAGCUAUUCAAGAAUGUCCGUGUUGUCAAGCCUUAUCUUCGUCUUACCAAAUCUCCUUUCUAAACAAUUAUUCCACUUUAUUUUAUGUUAUUUAGUUUAUUUCAUUAUUUUAUAGUAUUAUUUUCUAACUGUCCCCUAUUGAUGUGAAUAAAAAUAAAAAAUAAAAACUUUCAUCUUUGUAUAUUUAA
This is a messenger RNA of Halteromyces radiatus, 831 nucleotides long. Its product is annotated as thioredoxin-like protein. The coding region runs from base 56 to 706 and encodes 216 amino acids. NCBI's taxonomy places the organism in Eukaryota, Fungi, Mucoromycota, Mucoromycetes, Mucorales, Cunninghamellaceae. Gene Ontology annotation, cellular component: cytosol; mitochondrion. The transcript has 3 exons. The record is from RefSeq and is a predicted model, not a curated record. Gene Ontology annotation, biological process: cell redox homeostasis; cellular oxidant detoxification. Gene Ontology annotation, molecular function: peroxiredoxin activity.